Molecule: messenger RNA, 1485 nt
Organism: Erigeron canadensis
Lineage: Eukaryota; Viridiplantae; Streptophyta; Magnoliopsida; Asterales; Asteraceae
Product: cytochrome P450 81Q32-like
Exons: 2
Coding region: 1-1485 (494 amino acids)
Molecular function (GO): monooxygenase activity; iron ion binding; heme binding
Source: RefSeq, a predicted model, not a curated record
AUGGAGAAUUUGUACUAUAUUGUUCUGGUUUUUAUCAUCUUAUACAUGAUUACUAGACAUUUCAUUCAUAAGUUUCUUAAAUACCCUCCAAGGCCAUUUUUGUCUAUACCCAUAAUUGGGCAUUUGUAUCUUGCAAAGAAGCCAAUGCACCGGACCCUGGCCAAAAUUUCAAACAAGUAUGGUCCUGUCGUGUUUCUUGAAUUUGGUUCACGCCAAGUCCUCCUUGUGUCAUCUCCUUCUGUAACUGAGGAAUGUUUUACAACCAACGAUUUGGUCUUUGCAAAUCGGCCAAAGUUGCUUGCAGGGAAGUACCUUGGUUACAAUUACACUACGCUUACGUGGUCCUCAUAUGGACCACAUUGGCGGAACUUAAAAAGAAUUGUGACGCUUGAAGUCUUGUCAAAUAAAUGUAUUCAGAUGUUUACAGAUAUUCGUCGUGAUGAGAUUGUUGCUUUGAUUUCUAGCUUAAGCAAACGGUCUCAAAAGGGUCAAUGGGUGGUCGUGGAUAUGAAGUCGUGGCUUUUUAAGGUGACUUUGAAUAUGAUAAUGAGGAUGAUCACGGGAAACAAGGAUGAACCCGAGGCAAGAAAGUUUAAAGAAAUGGUGGAGGAAAGUUUUGCGUUAAGUGGAGCGUCCAAUAUUGUAGAUUUUGUGCCAAUGGUGAAGUGGAUGGGUUUGAACUCGAUGGAAAAGAAAAUGGAGAAACUAAAUCAAAUGAAGGAUUCUUCUGCUCAAGAACUGGUUGAAUUGCAUAGAAGAAACAGAGCUGGUUCUUCUUUGGAAGCAAGUACGACAAUCAUUGAUGUUCUCUUAUCCCUCCAAGAGACCGAACCAAAAUACUAUACUGAUGAAAUUAUCAAAGGCUUAAUUUUAGUCAUGAUAUCAGCAGGGACCGAUACUACAGAAGGAACGCUAGAAUGGGCUUUAUCGCUACUAUUGAACCAUCCAGAUUCUCUAAAAAAGAUGAGUAAUGAAAUUGACAACAACGUUAGUUCAUCAAGACUUAUGAACGAUUCUGAUCUUUCUAAUCUUCCAUACCUUAAUGGAGUUAUAAACGAAACACUCCGUAUGUGCCCAGCUGCUGCACUCAUUCCACCUCACGAAUCUAAAGAAGAAUGCACAGUAGGUGGUUAUCGUGUCCCAUCAGGAACUAUACUUUUGGUCAACCUUUGGGCUAUCCAAAAUGACCCGAAGUUGUGGAAGGAACCCACAAGAUUUAUCCCAGAUAGGUUUGUUGAUGUUGAAGGGCAGAGAGAUGGGUUUAAGUUUAUGCCAUUUGGGUCGGGGCGAAGAGGGUGUCCUGGUGAAGGAUUGGCUAUGCGAAUGGUUGGGUUAACUUUAGGGACACUGGUUCAGUGUUUUGAAUGGGAGAGAAUCAGCACUGAGAAAGUAGACAUGACUGAAGGGCCUGGUCUAACAAUGCCGAAAGCCCACCCUUUGGUUGCUAAAUGUAGACCUCGCUCACACAUGGUGAAACUUUUUUAG